Molecule: messenger RNA, 5476 nt
Organism: Exophiala oligosperma
Lineage: Eukaryota; Fungi; Ascomycota; Eurotiomycetes; Chaetothyriales; Herpotrichiellaceae
Exons: 2
Coding region: 100-5205 (1701 amino acids)
Biological process (GO): error-prone translesion synthesis; double-strand break repair via homologous recombination
Cellular component (GO): zeta DNA polymerase complex; nucleus
Molecular function (GO): nucleotide binding; DNA-directed DNA polymerase activity; DNA binding
Source: RefSeq, a predicted model, not a curated record
UUCAAUGCCUUCAAGAAAAACAAAGUAUCAAUACACAGCGUUUCGAGUAUAACUCAACAACAUUGCAUUCCUCGCCAAUAUGAUCUUUGAAGUCCAUCCAUGGACACCUUUCGAGUUCGCCUCAAUUGUCUAGACCACUACCAAGCUGUCCCAAUCGGCCACUUCGAUCCUCCCCUCCCUCAAGAUGUCGCCGCCGCAAACCCAAGAGAUCGCCCACGGAUCUCUGUCAUUCGCGUCUUCGGCGCGACGGAAACAGGUCAAAAGGUCUUGAUGCACAUUCAUGGCGCCCUUCAAUACACAUACAUCGAGUACACUGGGAGCCUGGCCCGACAGGAUGUCGACCUGGCCAUUCGCACCCUGCAACUCUCAAUCGAUCAUGCCUUGGCCGUCAGUUAUCGCAAGAACAUCUACGAGGGAAAACAUCGAUAUGUCGCGCAUAUCUCGCUGGUCAAGGGUGUGCCCUUCUACGGCUACCAUGUCGGCUACAAGUACUACCUCAAAAUCUACUUGCUCAACCCACUGCACAUGACAAGAUUGGCCGACUUGCUGCGUGAGGGCGCAGUCAUGAAGAGAGUGCUACAACCCUACGAAAGUCAUAUGCAAUACCUGGCUCAGUGGAUGUGCGACUACAAUCUAUACGGUUGCGGCUACAUCGAGUGCGACAAAGUCAAGUUCCGUGCACCCAUUCCAAACUACUUCGACAUGACCAACGCCUUCCACCAGUGGCACGACCAUUCGAUCCCGCGGGAGAACGUGUCGGACAGUGUGCUCGCAAAACAAAGCCACUGCGCCUUGGAGGUCGAUGUCCAUGUCGAGAACAUCUUGAAUCGAAGAAACGUCGAAGCCCGGCCGAUCCACCACGACUUCAUCGAACGAUCGAACCCAAUUCCAGCCGACGCGAAGUUGGUACAAAGCAUGGCGGGACUUUGGAAGGAUGAAACCCGACGGAGAAAGCUUAGGAUGGGCCUGAAAGAUCCCAGGAGCAGCCCUUUCCCCGCCGAGGUGUUGAUUUCCAUGUCGGCAGACCCAAGAAAUUCAUCCCCGGGAGGCUGGAUCCACGAAGAGGAAUACCGCGAGAAGCUGGGACACCUGGUCGUAGAAGAACGCGAGAACAGUGAUAAGAGAACUGUGUCCUUUGACACGUUUGUUAAACCUAUGGCCAUGGAAUAUGAUGUACAGACCGCCCUCGAAAGCGUGGAAGACUUGUACCCCGGCAAGCUUAAUCGUUCCAUCACAACUCACAUUAAGCAGGAAAUCCCGGAUCCUGAUGACCACAGUCGUGCCGAUGAGGUGUUUGUUGAUGAAUCACGCGCAGAAGAUGUUGCAGAGGCAAAUGGUUCCACUCCCAGUCUGGAAGCGGUCUCAACAGAAAAUGGACACCUUGAUCUUGGAUCAUCCUCGACUGUUAGUACAUCCAACAACAACGGUGUUCCUCAUGACCAAGUGUCUUCGCCGAUAAGCUCUGCGGAAUAUGAACAAUACGGGAUUCGUCCAGCGGGGGAUACAGCUUUCCUGAGUGAGGAUGUCUUCGACUUUCCAGGGGAACGUCUACCACAGCAGCCUCCACCUUCAAAGAAUCAAAAGCGAGCUAGGUUUGCCGGGGCACCCACAUUUCAACCGAGGAAGAGAAGGAAACAGCUGGUCGACGAAGAGAACCUCUUGCCAGAUAUCAGUUUCUCUGGCUCUGAGGAAGAUCCUGAUUUUGCUAUUAACGCUCUCGAUGAUAGCAAAAGACGGGCGCCAUCUGCAGCUCAGACGCACCUCUCUCUGCAAGGUACAGACAACAUCUUACCGGCAAGCGGUCAGCAAACCUCCAUGUCGAAGGGCUCGUCACAAGAAUCCGCAAACUUGCCGAAUCUCUCGCAACAGUCAACAUUGGACUUUCCAGCUGUCAAGAACCCACAUGAUCCAGACACAAUUCUUCGUGUGAGCCAGAAAAGUAAUAUCUCUCAAAAGUCGCCCCAAUCCAAUUCAGAUGGACAGCACAACUCUGCUGUCAUGCCAACAAAUCCAGCCCAAGAUAUGCCGAUUUCAUCGAAGCAGACGGUCGUCCCUCACACUACAGGCAGAAGCAGCAAAUCAGCUCAACCAUUUAGUCUGGAACCAAGUGGCUUGCGUAGACCGAAUAAGAAUAGUUUUCUCCUGACAUAUCAACCACGCCCACCGAAAUUUGACGAGGUCAAGACGACCAUGUCGCAAGUAGGACUUCCCGACGUCAUCUACCAGGGGGCAUAUUAUAGCGUCGAGGAUGACGUCCCGCAGCAACCAAGACAGUACGCCGGACGAGAAUUCAAACUCGGAGGUGACACUAUACCAUACCUUCCGGACUUUGAUCGGACUGGUACAUCUGCGCCAAAUUUUGGGCGACAACCUCGGAUGCUCCUAGACUUGUCAGCCGAGCAAAUCCGGGAUAAUCAGAGACGGAAACGCUGUAGGAUCCGUGAAUGGGUUAUCGCAGAUGCACCUCCGGGGAAGGCGGAUGUACUGGCAUGGCUGGAGGAAGAACUCCUUGCAAAGUCUGAUGAAACCUUUGCUGUGCGAUCAAGUUCGAAACAACACCUCUCGCAGAUCGAUGGCCCAACUCAAAGGAACCGCCAUGGAUUCAAGUAUUCACAAAAUCAGCCUAGCACGAGCGUUCAACACGAAACACAAUACAUGAGCAUUAUGGCCCUUGAAGUGCACGUCAACACCCGGGGCAUGCUCGCUCCAAAUCCAGACGAAGACGCCAUUGCGUGUAUUUUUUGGUGUGUACAAACCGACGACGAAGAGAUGGAGAGCAGAGGCGGCAGGGAUGGCAUCCACAAGGGUAUCAUAACUGUCGCUGAUGAACCUCAAAAAGCUAAAAAGGUUGGACGCAAUGUAACGUUUGAUGUGGAAGAGGAGGCAACCGAGCUUGACCUGCUGACCAGAUUUGUGGAUAUCGUGCGCUCUUACGACCCAGAUAUUCUGACAGGGUACGAAGUCCACAAUAGUUCUUGGGGCUAUCUGAUUGAAAGAGCGCGGGUCAAAUACGAUCUGAACUAUUGUGAUGAGCUGUCUCGGAUGAAGGCUCAAUCUCACGGCAGAUUUGGCAAAGACGACGACAAAUGGGGUUUCAAUCACACAUCAACCAUUCGUGUGACCGGUCGCCAUACUAUCAACAUCUGGAGAGCCAUGCGUGGUGAGCUGAAUUUGCUUCAGUAUACGAUGGAAAACGUGGUAUAUCAUUUGCUCCAUCAGAGAAUACCACACUACAGUUUCGCGGAUCUCACCAAGUGGUACCGGAGCAAGAACCCCCGUGAUUUGGCCAGAGUCGUAGACUAUUUUUCCAGUCGCGUCGAGAUUGACAUCAAAAUCCUUGAAGCCAACGAACUUGUACCGAGGACGAGCGAACAAGCACGGCUGUUGGGAGUCGACUGGUUUUCUGUCAUCUCUCGGGGUUCUCAAUUCAAAGUCGAAUCUCUCAUGUUUCGUAUUGCGAAGCCAGAGAACUUGAUGUUGGUAUCGCCCGGCAGAAGACAGGUGGGAGGACAGAAUGCUCUGGAAUGUUUGCCGUUGGUCAUGGAGCCUCAGAGCAACUUCUACACCAGCCCAUUGCUGGUGCUGGAUUUCCAAUCCUUGUAUCCGAGCGUGAUGAUUGCGUACAACUACUGUUACUCGACAUUUCUGGGUCGAGUUGUCAGCUGGCGCGGAACAAACAAGAUGGGCUUCACGGAUUAUCACCGUGAGCCGAGGUUGCUGGAGCUUUUGAAAGAUCAUGUCAACAUUGCCCCGAACGGCAUCAUGUACGCCAAACCCGAAAUCCGCAAAUCACUCUUGGCCAAGAUGCUCGGCGAGAUUCUCGAAACCAGAGUCAUGGUCAAGAGCGGGAUGAAGGUCGACAAGGAUGACAAGACUUUGCAACGUCUUUUGAACAAUCGACAGCUCGCACUCAAGCUGAUUGCCAACGUCACUUACGGUUACACGUCUGCGUCUUUCUCGGGUCGGAUGCCUUGCUCAGAAAUCGCGGACAGCAUUGUACAGACUGGCCGAGAGACUUUGGAAAAGGCCAUUGCCUUGAUCCACUCGGUGGAACGAUGGGGUGCCGAGGUGGUCUAUGGCGACACCGACAGCCUUUUCGUGUACCUGAAAGGUCGAACCCGAGAGCAAGCCUUUGACAUUGGCGAGGAGAUUGCCGACACGAUUACGAAGAUGAACCCGCGGCCCAUCAAGCUGAAGUUCGAAAAGGUGUACCAUCCUUGUGUGCUGCUGGCGAAGAAACGAUAUGUCGGGUUCAAAUAUGAAAGCCGAUCUCAGACUGUUCCGGACUUUGACGCCAAGGGAAUCGAGACUGUCCGUCGAGAUGGGACACCGGCCGAACAGAAGAUCGAAGAGACUGCACUUAAGAUGCUUUUCCGCACAUCGGAUUUGAGUCAAGUCAAGAAGUUCUUCCAGGCACAAUGCGCCAAGAUCAUGCGUGGGAGUGUGUCGAUUCAAGAUUUCUGUUUUGCCCGAGAAGUCAAGCUCGGGACGUACAGCGACAAAGGGCCGCCUCCGCCGGGCGCGUUGAUCAGUGCUCGCAAGAUGGUCGAGGAUCCUAGACUUGAACCUCAGUAUGGCGAACGGGUUCCGUACGUGGUUGUGACUGGAGGCCCGGGUGCCCGACUUAUUGACAGGUGCGUGGCUCCUGAGGUGCUGCUCAACGACGUACAUUCGGAGUUGGACGCCGAGUAUUACAUUUCCAGGAACAUCAUCCCGCCACUCGAACGCAUCUUUAAUCUCGUGGGCGCCAACGUCCGACAGUGGUACGACGAGAUGCCCAAGUAUCAACGUAUCAGGAGGGUUGAGGCCGGGGGAGAGUUUGGAGUGACCAACAAAAAGACCACGUUGGAAUCGUACAUGAAGGCUUCGACGUGCUUGGUUUGUCGAUCGACUCUUGACAAUUCCGGCAAAGACAAACAUGGUCCGCUGUGCGGGAAUUGCUUGCGACAAUCUCCGAGGAGUUUACUGGAUAUGCGGUCGAGACUGAUGAGGGCGGAGAGGAACGUGAUGCAAAUGAACAAGGUUUGUCGAUCGUGUUCGGGCGGCAGUGGUGAGGAAGAGGUUCGCUGUGACAGCAAGGACUGUCCCGUGUUUUACUCUCGGACGAGGUACAAGGCUACAUUGGCGAACGAGAGGGCGGUUUUGGUUCCGGUCGUGGAAUCCUUGGAAAGAUCCAGAGCAGCGAUGGACGGGCUGGAGUGGUGAGUGUUGAGUGUGGCAAAGCUUUCACAGACUUUUCCGAAAGGGGCUUCAGGGCUGCAUGGCGAUGUGGGCGUUUGGCAAAGCAUUUUUAGGAUACGGUUGGACGUUUGCAUGACUUGAUGAGGGGACUGACUGCUGUACUGUACCUAGGCGCUGUUGAUCAUAGCAGAGAGUUGUCGUCGGCCACGAGUUCUGGUGGUGCUCCUUACUCUACUGGGAUCUCGUAUUGUACUGUACAGUCAUGAUUAUCAGCCACAUUCCUCGCAUCCCUUAC